This is a messenger RNA of Colletes gigas, 1031 nucleotides long. RefSeq lists its product as uncharacterized. Lineage: Eukaryota; Metazoa; Arthropoda; Insecta; Hymenoptera; Colletidae. Gene Ontology annotation, cellular component: mitochondrial inner membrane. The record is from RefSeq and is a predicted model, not a curated record. Gene Ontology annotation, molecular function: enzyme regulator activity. Gene Ontology annotation, biological process: mitochondrial electron transport, cytochrome c to oxygen. The transcript has 4 exons. The coding region runs from base 1 to 936 and encodes 311 amino acids.
AUGGCGAUGGUCUAUCUCUCGCCGGGAAAUGUAUCUGACGGUGUAUCAUCGAGGAACGCUUUCAUAGUCGAACGCCAACGACGAAUCGAAUCGAAGAAUUGCCCCGGAAGAAGGGUUUUCUUGCUCGGCAAGGGAACGUCGAUUCCCUUGCAGUUCGCUUUGGCGACGAUUUACCACACUUGGAAGUUCUCCAAGGCAAUUUGUCCUUCGGUAGGAUACGUCGGUCUGUGCACGAGGAAGUUAUCGCAUCCGACGACGAACAUUUAUUCCUUCGCGAACAAUCCGGCUUGCAGGAAGUUCUCGUCGUGUGGGAACUCGGAGAAGGGCGUCUUAUGUAGAACGACGUCCCGUCGCGAUACUCUUUGCAAUCAUUUUUCCUCCGAGGAUAGCUCCUGCAACAAAAAAUCGCCGUCAGAUGGGUGUCGCGAUCAAACGACAUCCGCACACCAGGAACCUUCCAAGAACCAAUGCUCGAAAACGGAGUCUGACACGGGCUUUUUCACGAGCUUUCCCGUUGAAGAAUGUUCCGAGCCAUCGACUACGUGCACCACGUCGGUCGAGCAUCCUUGCGACGAGUCCUGUCCUCCUAUCGAGUCCGCAGACCCAAAGAACCGUUUUCGUUGCAUGAACGUGGAUGAUUACUGCGACACCGCAGACUCGCAGAAGGAAAGAUUCUGGCGUUUCCUGGUGUUUUUCGUGGCGAUGCCGGCAUUAAUAGUCACGUCGUUCUUCGUUUACAGAAGAGAAAUGGAAAACAAAAAACAACCCAGACCCGAGUUCGUGGACGUUCCGUACCUGCGUCGAAUAAUUAAGCCUUUCCCAUGGGGCAACGGCGUACACACCUUCUUCCACAAUCCCGUGCUAAAUCCAAUAUCCCCGCACGGAUACGAAGUGGAAGACCCAAAUGCAGUGAAGACAGGCGAACCAAAGGAUUAACGAACGCGCCGCGGUGCACGUAAGAGAAAAGGGACAAUGAGAUCGCUUUAACCGUGCGGGCAGAUUCUCAGUUUUAUUGUUCGUUCAUUGUCCCG